GGAUUCACUUCAUAUACAAUUUUUUUGUCGUUGGUUUAACUUCUGUUUUUGGUUUAUUCACAAACUAAUAGUCUAUAAAUUUGUUGUAUUCUCUAAACAGUGAACGACAGCAAGAUUCCAAAGCUACCGAUUUUAAAAUCUACCCGUAAAUAGUCUUAUAAUCAUAGAUUUUGAGAAUAUUCGAAAAAUGGCGCCUGUGAUGAAACUCCGAAAUCCUUUCCUCAACUUCCUAGACGUUUAUCGACGAAAACACUCUCAUAUGAAUAUGGUCACGGCUGCAAAGGCCGGUGCUCAACGCUGGCGUCAUCUCACGGAUGAACAGAGAUCAAAGUUCAGGCGAAAUGUUGAUAGGGAUUGCCAUGGGAGUGGCUUAGACUCAAGAAAGAGGAAGAGGGGAAACCCUGGCCCCAUUACCAAUAAUGGAUAUCUGAAUUUUAUACGAAAAUUCCGCCAGAGGAACAAGGCAUUGGACCUCAAGCCGCAGGAUGUGAUACGACAGGCGGCCAAGGCCUGGCGCCGACUUGGCGAUGCGAACAAAACUCUUUACCGUCUUCACGCUUGCAAACAGGCCAUGAGACGUCAAACUCUAAAGAAGCGCUUAUAAAUGGUGGAGGAGGAGGAGAAGCCAUCACUUAAAUCCGAUUGUUCCAUUUUGUGUGUUUUAAUUCCACGAUGGUUCGGACUUUAAGGCAGAGGGGGGGUGGGGGGGGACGGAAAUGUGAUUGAAACAUGCCACUUAACAUCUAAAUUCAUGUAUUGGACAAAAAAUAUAUAUAUAUUAAAGUAUUAGUAAAUGUACCACUCCUA
Molecule: messenger RNA, 807 nt
Organism: Drosophila miranda
Lineage: Eukaryota; Metazoa; Arthropoda; Insecta; Diptera; Drosophilidae
Exons: 4
Coding region: 188-604 (138 amino acids)
Biological process (GO): spermatogenesis; sperm DNA condensation
Source: RefSeq, a predicted model, not a curated record